AUGGGUGCCAACACUCGUCGUCGAUCGGCAGCCCUUGCAGCUGGUGCCGUCCUCACCCCUACCCCUUAUUGUUUGGAUACUUCAUCCACUUCUUCUCCGCCCGCUCCACCCACAGGUGCUACUAUUACUACUGCUACUACUGUCGCCGCCAAUGGUACUGCCCAACCUCUGCAAGCCGGCCGUCUUCCCUUUUCUUCUGAAGCUCGCCUCGAACGCGAUGGUUCCGCCGUGCAAGUGUCCGAGGAAAUCCUGGGCGAUGUCCCGUUAGUCAAGGUUGAAAAGGUGCUCGUCGUUGGCUCAGGUGGCUUGAGCAUUGGUCAGGCUGGCGAGUUUGAUUAUUCAGGCUCUCAGGCUAUCAAAGCCCUUCGUGAAUCUGGUGUGAAGACUGUGCUUGUCAACCCAAACAUUGCUACUAUUCAGACCUCGCACUCACUGGCCGAUGCCGUCUACUUUUUGCCCGUGACUCCCGAAUACGUCACGCAUAUCAUCGAACGCGAACGUCCCGAUGGUAUCCUCUUGACCUUUGGCGGUCAGACAGCCUUGAACUGUGGUAUCCAGUUGGAUCGCAUGGGUGUGCUUGACAAGUACAAUAUCAAGGUCCUUGGUACGCCUAUUCAAACAUUAAUCACUUCUGAGGAUCGUGAGCUAUUCGUCAAAGCUCUGAACGAAAUUGACAUCCCCGUGGCACAGUCGACGGCUGUGGAAACUGUUGAACAGGCUCUUGCAGCUGCGGAAGAAAUUGGCUAUCCAGUCAUUGUGCGUUCUGCUUUUGCUCUGGGAGGUCUUGGUUCCGGCUUUGCCAACAAUGAAGCUGAAAUGCGUUCUCUCGCCGCAAAGUCGCUUUCGCUUACGUCCCAGUUGCUCGUUGAAAGAUCCAUGAAGGGCUGGAAGGAAGUUGAGUACGAGGUUGUUCGUGAUUCUGCCAACAACUGUAUUACCGUCUGCAACAUGGAAAACUUUGAUCCAUUGGGUGUCCACACUGGCGAGUCCAUUGUCAUUGCUCCAUCGCAGACCUUGAGUGACGAAGAGUACCAUAUGCUUCGUACAGCUGCCAUCAAGAUCAUCCGUCAUUUGGGUGUUGUUGGCGAGUGUAAUGUCCAGUAUGCUUUGAACCCAACAAGCUUGGAGUAUCGUGUCAUUGAAGUCAACGCUCGUUUGAGUCGUUCCAGUGCUCUUGCGUCAAAGGCAACAGGUUAUCCGCUGGCUUUCAUUGCAGCAAAGAUUGCUUUGGGUCAUACUUUGCCUAGUCUGCAAAAUGCCGUUACCAAGACAACUACUGCCUGCUUCGAGCCCUCGCUUGAUUACGUUGUUACAAAGAUACCUCGAUGGGAUCUUGCAAAGUUCAACUACGUUGAUCGCCAUAUCGGCUCUGCCAUGAAAUCGGUCGGUGAAGUGAUGGCUAUCGGUCGCACUUGGGAGGAAAGUUUGCAGAAGGCUAUUCGUCAAGUGGAUCCAAGUUGGGAAGGCUUCCACGCGCUCAAGACCGAGCUUGAGGACGUUGACGAUAUCUUGAAGAAUCCAACGGAUCGUCGUCUAUUUGCCAUCAGUCAAGUCAUGCUGUCGUCUGACCCAGCCAUUCGGAAAAAGUACACUGUUGACUACAUCCACAACCUAUCUAAGAUUGACAAGUGGUUUUUGUACAAGCUCCAAAACAUCGCUACUGUUCAUCACUACCUUGCUGAUAUGAAGGGUACCAAUGCCGCAGACCUUUCUUCGGACGUUUUCCUUGCUGCCAAGAAGACCGGUUUCUCUGAUGCUCUGAUUGCUAUUUUACUCGACUCCAAUGAAUUGGCCGUGCGUGAGGUGCGCAAGAACUACGGUAUUACUCCAUUCACCAAACGUAUUGAUACUCUAGCCGCUGAAUUCCCUGCCCAUACAAACUACUUGUAUACAACGUACAACGCGUCCGAAGAUGAUGUUGCUUUUGAUGACAAGGGUACCAUGGUGCUUGGCUCUGGUGUUUACCGUAUCGGCUCGUCCGUCGAGUUCGAUUGGUGUGGCGUCUCAUGCAUCCGUGGUCUGCGCAACAUUGGCGAGAAGACCAUCAUGGUCAACUACAACCCUGAAACCGUCUCGACUGAUUUCGACGAGUGCGAUCGCUUGUACUUUGAAGAGCUCAGCUACGAGCGUGUGAUGGACAUUGCAGAAAAGGAACAAGCCAAGGGCGUUGUGGUCAGCGUUGGUGGACAGCUUCCACAGAACAUUGCCCUCAAGCUUCACGAGAGCAACAUGACUGUUCUUGGUACAUCUCCCAAAAUGAUUGACGCUGCUGAAGACCGAUUCCAAUUCUCUCGUAUGCUGGACACCAUUGGCGUCGAUCAGCCUGCUUGGAAGGAACUCACCAGCGUCCAAGAAGCCCAUGCGUUCGCUGACAAGGUCGGCUAUCCUGUUUUGGUUCGACCUUCUUACGUCCUCUCUGGUGCUGCAAUGAAUGUUGCUUACACUCCUGAAGCUCUCGAAAUGAACUUGACGGAGGCAGCUGAUGUUUCGCCGUUGCACCCUGUUGUGAUUACCAAGUUUAUCCAAGGCGCUCAAGAGAUCGAUGUGGAUGUUGUGGCUCAUCGUGGAAAAGUGCUCGUCCACGCUGUUUCUGAACACGUGGAAAACGCUGGUGUUCACUCUGGCGAUGCUACGCUUAUCUUGCCACCCAAGGAUUUCGACCAAGAAACGAUGACUCGCUUGAAGGAUAUCGCGGACAAGGUCGCAGAAGCAUUUGAAAUCACCGGUCCAUUCAACAUGCAGAUUAUUAAGCAAAAGGACAAUGCUCUUAAAGUCAUCGAGUGCAACUUGCGUGCCUCACGAUCGUUCCCAUUCGUCUCCAAGGUUCUUGGCAUUAAUUUUAUUGAUAUUGCUACGCGUGCCUUGGCGGACAAGGAUGUGCCCGAACCAGUUGAUUUGAUGAGCAAAACAUACGACUAUCAAGCGAUCAAGGUCCCACAAUUCUCGUGGACUCGUUUGCAAGGAGCCGAUCCGUUCUUGGGUGUUGAAAUGGCCUCUACCGGCGAAGUAGCCUGCUUUGGCAAAGACAAAUACGAGGCGUUCUGGGCCGCAAUGCAGGCCACGCAGAACUUCCGCAUACCAAAGUCAAAGGCUGGCGUGCUUAUUGGUGGUGAUGCUGUCACUGAACCCGAGGACUAUGUUCACAUUGCCAAGGCCUUCCAUGGCCCACUCGAGCAUCCUAUCUUUGUACCCACUGAGCAGGACGCUGUCUUCCUCAAGGAACUUGCUGGCAUUUCCACAACUGUGCUGCCAGUGGCUGCUAACGCCGACAACAAGCGCGAACUCCACCGAUUGUUCAAGGAUAACGAUAUCGAUUUUGUGAUGCACCUGGCCAAGGAGCGACCCACCUCGCAGUAUGACGAAGGAUACAUUUGCAGACGCGCUGCUGUCGACUUUGGCAUCCCACUUUUGAACGAUUCCAAAGUGUCCCGAUUGUUUGCUGACGCAUGUAUUCGAAAGCGCCAAGUGCAACCACAAAGCGCCGACACCAUCCCCAACGAAGUCAAGAGCUGGGGCGAAUUUGUCGCUACCAAAAUUUAA
Messenger RNA from Zychaea mexicana, 3540 nucleotides. RefSeq names its product large subunit of carbamoyl-phosphate synthase. Gene Ontology annotation, biological process: 'de novo' pyrimidine nucleobase biosynthetic process; L-citrulline biosynthetic process; UTP biosynthetic process. Gene Ontology annotation, cellular component: cytoplasm; cytosol. Gene Ontology annotation, molecular function: aspartate carbamoyltransferase activity; dihydroorotase activity; metal ion binding. The transcript is spliced from 4 exons. Lineage: Eukaryota; Fungi; Mucoromycota; Mucoromycetes; Mucorales; Lichtheimiaceae. The record is from RefSeq and is a predicted model, not a curated record. Bases 1 to 3540 code for a protein of 1179 amino acids.